AGCACAACCACGGUAACCCUGACCUGGGACGCAGCCCCAGCCCCCGUGGGCUACUAUGAGAUAAUCAUCACACCUCAAGGGGGUCAACCAGGGUCUCCACGUAUGCGCCGGGAACCACAGGGGUCAUGUUGGACAACCUGGAGAAUGGGGUGACUUAUGGUUACACAUUGAAGAAUGUUGUGAACACGGGAAACAUUGAGGUUAAGAGCGACACCUCCGAUCUCAGUCUUGUGUUACCAGCUGCAACUGGGCUCAAUCCAGAACUCGAGGCGAUCACCGACCACGGCAUGCACCUUGCCUGGUCUCCCAGCACAACCCAGGGAUUACAGAGCUACCGAAUAACCGUCUUGGACAACGCCGGCAAUGCGGUACUCGUCAACGACAUCCCGCCCACAGACAGCUCUUUCACUCUGGUGGGUCUUACCGAAGGCACGAGCUACGAACUGGUCCUGGAUGAAAUUGUAAAUGGCGAGAGCAAGUAUGCUGGCGUGGCUAAUGGUAUCACAAAAACACCACAGAAUGUGGAGUUAAACGGUGCCUCCGCGCACACCAUAACGGUUUCAUGGAACACUGCCCUCACUGACACUGCGGAGGGAUACCUUGUCAACGUUAUCAGCCAGGACGGAUCGUACACAAGCCUGAUCCUCGUAGACGUUGCCAGCGCCGCGGCACCGUAUACGAUAACGGGGCUGCCAUCCGGGCUCGCGUACGAAGUUGGGGUGGAUGCAGUUUUUGCGGGAGCGCGGCUUCAACUGGGCGCCUUGACUGACCCAGCAAAUACAACUGCACCAUCCCUCAUCCCCAGAGUGGGCGCGAUUACCAAACACGGUAUACACCUAACAUGGACACCGAGCACAGCAUCCUCUCUCGGGGGCUACCGGAUCACUUUGCUUGAUAGCACGGGCAAAACCGUUAGGUUUGGUCCGUUUGGAGCAAGUACUACGUCUUUAACUCUUCUUGGCUUGACUGCGGGUUUGGAGUACCAGGCUACCUUCGACGAAGUGGUAGGUGAGGUCAACACGUUUGCCGGAUCUGUCGAGGUAACCACGAUGCUUCCACGGAACGUUGUGAGUCACGGAGUGACUGACCGAACAGUGACUGUGUCCUGGGACACCAGCCUCUUUGGAGCCGCUGAGGGAUACCUGAUUAGCGUCAUCAGCAAAGAUGGAUCAUACACGAGGCUUGUCCCUGUCGAUGUAGCGUCGUCUGGCGAUCCGUACAUCUUAAUGCUCCCGAAGGCAAAGAUCUAUGAAGUCGGUGUGGACGCAGUGAUCGACGGCCAGAGAGUCGCGUUGGGUGCGCUGGCAGAUCCGAUCAGCACUGACGGCCAACCCAUGGAAAUAUCAGUUUCCGUCGCUGCUGUUGGGACUGAUAUGAUCCAAGUGAUGUGGGAAGCUUAUGACGGUGCGACCUAUUCCCUCCAUAUCACCAACUUAGGCAAUGGCAACACUCGACAAAUCGUGUUGCCCAGCCAGGCGACCACAUACACCUUCCAAGAACUGGUUGCUGGUCAGCCAUACAAUAUUAUGCUGAAUAUCCAUCUCAAUGACUUGGACAUGCUUAGUGAUUCGAUCAAUGCCACCACAAGACCCUUGCCGCCAACCGAUGUCAAGAUUCGGUCUUGUGGAUCGUACACUCUCAUCGCGUGGGGACCUCCACCCCACAUACCCAGCAACAUCUACAAUGGUUACCGGAUUGGUUUCGUUGAGAUAGACGGGACGAUGACCGUGAAGGAUCUUCCCGUAGGCCGCACACGCCUCGAUCUUCCUGUGGGAUACUCUGGCACGAAUAUCUGUCUGUCUACGAUAAGUGCAGGCCGAGUAAGCCAACCUGAUCCGGCAGGUCCUUGUCAGAGCAUCCUCGAUUUUUAGUUUGCACUCAUUUUUUGUUUAUAUCCCAAAAGGGUUGCUGUAUGUUAUUGACCGUAAGAGGGCGCUGUAUAUGACGCCAGUUUGGGAUUACGAUGUGUCGCGUCUAGUACUCAGCUGAGGUAACCUAACUUAGAGAAAUUCAAACAAUUUUUGUUUUUUAAAGGAAUUUUCCAAGAAGUGCAACAAUCGUCCUUAGUAAAGAAUAGCAAAAACUUGCUUGUCGGACUUCAAAUGAAAAUUAUAAAAAAAGUGCGUUAUUAUGUUUAGAAUAUGCUUUAUUCCUAUUUCCUUUGACCGCAAUGACUUUGAUCUUGCUCUCAAAUCGUGGUAUUUUAGGAAGCCCAUUCUACUAAAACGAUUGUGAUUGUGGCUAAACAAAUGUGAUGUUAUUUUAAGAUAGUUAGUCAUUGCAGAAAGUCAAUAGUUAUGUAUUAGGACAAUGACGCAGGUUUACCAGUCAGUAAGUAAAUCUGCGUCGGUAAGUUGGGGUGGUGAGGGGAUUGACCAAAAUCCUCAAAGUUUCCUGGCAGGGGUCGGGGUGGGGGCGGGAGGCUCGACACCACAUUACAUGAGGGGCACGGUUCAUGGUGCAAAUGUGCAUCUUAUGCAAAUGUGUGCGCUUAGGCACAUGAAACGAUUUGUACUCUUUGUUGUCAGUUUUUCAAAGCUAUCUUAUAUAUUUGAGCUCUAGGCAAGUUACUAGACAAUAUCCAAAUCGUCAUUUUUGUUUUGUUUCUCGCCACCCUGAAAAUAAGGGAGGGAUGAUACAAAAUGCCCCAUCCCCCGUCAAAAAGUGUGGGGUGGGUUAUCCUUCCCCUUUCUUUGGAUGUACGCCCAUGUUACGAGUAUCAUUGAUUUGUUAGUGAUCUUGUGGGACAACUAAUCUCGCAGAGCACCCAAAAAAAUGUGUCACUAAAAAAAAGUACUUUUCUUAAACUGAAGCUGAGAUGGGAUGCAUUUGCGUUUAAUACUCAAACUGAACUGUUUGUAUUCGGGUUUCUCGUUGAAUGUUAUAACUGAUAAAGUUCAAAUGAUUAAUCAGCAACAAAAUGUGUGAGCAAAAAUUCAAAUAUCCAGGUGUUUGCCAAAUGAAUGAACACGAUAAAGAGAGGAAUGUUUAAAACAGACCGAUAUUCAACAAUGGUUCCUGGUGUUAAGGUACACGUUGCGUUAUGUCGUUAUUUCGCGGAAUCCAAUAAUCUUUUCCCUGUUCCUAAGCACGUAUUUUGUAAUUUGAUUUUCUUUACUUUUUAAAAAAGGUUGUUUAUUCCUUAGCUAAAGUUAGGUCUUUUGAUACUUCAAUGACUCGUUGUUAUAAUCACUUAUUUUCAAAUGUGAGGCUUUGAUCAAAUAAAGGUAGUAAGUCCACUUUCUGAAUUUGUGGCAGACGUUCUUAAAGAU
This is a messenger RNA of Patiria miniata (bat star), 3272 nucleotides long. RefSeq names its product tenascin-N-like. NCBI's taxonomy places the organism in Eukaryota, Metazoa, Echinodermata, Asteroidea, Valvatida, Asterinidae. The transcript has 7 exons. Bases 126 to 1871 code for a protein of 581 amino acids. The record is from RefSeq and is a predicted model, not a curated record. Gene Ontology annotation, molecular function: protein binding.